This is a messenger RNA of Pelmatolapia mariae (spotted tilapia), 1588 nucleotides long. Its product is annotated as GTPase IMAP family member 4-like. Gene Ontology annotation, molecular function: GTP binding. The record is from RefSeq and is a predicted model, not a curated record. The transcript has 2 exons. Bases 55 to 1080 code for a protein of 341 amino acids. NCBI's taxonomy places the organism in Eukaryota, Metazoa, Chordata, Actinopteri, Cichliformes, Cichlidae.
AGCCACACAACACUGUUUAGACUGGAGAUCGACAGAAGCAAUUACAACCCAAACAUGGCUGGCAAGUUUGAUUUCUACAAAAAUAAUGAGGUGAGGAUUGUGAUGGUGGGGAAGACUGGAAUUGGAAAGAGUGCUACUGGAAACACCAUUCUGGGCCGUGAGUGCUUUGAAUCCAAGUUCAGUGCCAAAUCUAUGACUGCAGAGUGUUCCAAAGGAAAAGCUACAGUGGAUGGACAUCGUGUUGCUAUCAUUGACACCCCAGGGCUGUUUGAUACCAGGGUUGAUGAAGAGGAAACUCAGAAAAAUAUAUGUCAGUGCAUCUCCUAUGCUUCUCCAGGACCCCAUAUCUUCUUGGUGGUCAUCAAACUGGACAGAUACACUGAAGAGGAAAAACAGACGGUGCAAAAGAUUCAAAAAAUCUUUGGCACUGAUGCAGACAAAUACAGCAUGGUUCUCUUUACCCAUGGGGACCAACUUGAAGGCACCACUAUUGAAGAGUUCUUAGAAGGAAGCUCAGACCUGCAGGAACUCGUGGCCAGAUGUAACGGUCAGUACCACGUCUUCAAUAAUAAACUGAAGGAGCGCUCUCAGGUCACUGAGCUGCUCCAGAAGAUCAGAGAGAUAGUCCAGAAGAACGGAGGAAGCCACUACACCAAUGAGAUGUUCCAAAAGGCUGAGAGGGCGAUUGAAGAGGAGAAACAACGCAUCCUGAGAGAGAAAGAAGAAGAAAUACAGAAAGAAAAGGAGAAGGUUGAGAGAGAAAUACGGGAAAGAAAUGAGAAAGAGAUGCAGAAAUACAACGAACAACUCCAGGCUGAGAGAGAGAGGGAGAGGAAGGAGAGAGAGGAGGAGAGGAAGGAGAGAGAGGAGGAGAGGAAGAGGGAGAGAGAGGAGAGAGAACGGGAGAUGAAGAAGUUAAAGGAGAAGUGUGAGAGAGAAGUGGAGGAAGAAAGACGCAAGAUUCAGUCCGGAUAUGAAAAUGAAGCCAGAGAUGAAGCUGAGAAGUUUAAUCCAUUAUUUUUUCUGUUUGAUGGAUUUAAAAAAUUUGCGAAGAUCUUAAAAAACACUUUUAAAAUUUGACUCAUGCAUUGAAUGACAGUCAGGAUCUUUUUAUAUAGAAACUCAUGAUUACCGCUCUGUAUCAUUGUUUUAAACUUUUUCUUAGACUUCCCCUGCAUGUCUAGACUCCCUAAUAUGAUGUUACAGAUAGCAACAUGUUCAAAAGUCGUAAUAUUUUGGGAAUUUUAUGUGAGAUUCCUGUAAAAUUUGUCAAUCUUCUUUCUGAAGUUUUGAAGCUUUCUCUUUUUUUCAUUUACAGCUCGCUGUUUUCACACCGCAGAUCCUGUGGACAUGUUGAAUUUCCUUUUUAUGUUAUCUUAGUGAUUUAUUAGUUGGAGUUCAUACUGUGGGAUUUUGGGACAUUCACAGUAUCCAGUCAUUAUUUUAGUUAGAAAUAUCUGUAUGUAUGUAUCUUUGUAACUUCUCUUGUUGCCAAUGAUGAUGUUUUUGUUUAUGAGAUUUACUUUACUUAAUUUUCUUGGUGAAUGAAUCCGUGUUUGUUCCAACUUUUACCUUCCCCUUGACUCAG